Molecule: messenger RNA, 4466 nt
Organism: Hydractinia symbiolongicarpus
Lineage: Eukaryota; Metazoa; Cnidaria; Hydrozoa; Anthoathecata; Hydractiniidae
Product: tetratricopeptide repeat protein 21B-like
Exons: 44
Coding region: 34-3990 (1318 amino acids)
Biological process (GO): protein localization to cilium; intraciliary retrograde transport
Cellular component (GO): intraciliary transport particle A
Molecular function (GO): protein binding
Source: RefSeq, a predicted model, not a curated record
AGAAGUGAUAGGAUUGUAAUACUAAAUUAUCAAAUGGCUGCAACAGAUUCUGUAACUUUGGCUUGGAUUAAUUAUUGUUGCCGGGAAGGAUACCACAGACAACUUCAAACAGUUUGUUUGGAUUCCUUGAAGAAAUAUGGAAAUGAUCCAGUUCUGGUAUUUUGGAAAGCAUUUGGAAUGUUAAUGGAGGAUAAUCUGUCGGAAGCUAUUCGAGAACUGGACUCUAUUAAAGAAAAAAAUGAUGUUAUCAUUUGCUCACUGAUGGCCCUAAUUGUUGCAAAUAAACGAGCAAAAACUGCUGAUAAACAAACCAUUCAGCAACUGGAAGCUAAGUUGAAGUCAGAGAGAACUCAAUGUGGAGAAACAGCUUUGUAUUUUGGUGGGAUGUUUUUAUUUCACAGUGGAAGACCAGACAAAGCCAGAGAAUAUGUUGACAGAAUGCUUAAAAUGUCUCCUAGCUCAAAAGAGGGUUUAAUACUGCGUGGUUGGGCAGACAUUAGAAGCUCAAAGGAACAAUAUGUUAAAAAAUCUAUAAAAUAUUUUGAAGAAGCGCUAAACAGUGCACAUUCAAUUAAAGAAAUUGAUGCUAUUUUGGGAAAGAUUGAGUACUUUAAAUUGAGAAAUAACUUCACUGGUGCUUUGGAAAUGGUUAAUCAGCUGAUAGUCAUGUACCCAGACUUUACUCCAGGUUUGGUAGAGAAAAUGCGUAUACAGCUGGCAUUGCAAGAUUGGGACCAAACCAUUGAGACUUCAAUAAGAGUUUUUGCUGCUGAUAGUCAAAAUAUUGAAGCUUUGCAUCUUACAAUACUAAAUUUAAUUUGUCGGGAGACCAAGUAUGAUGAGGCUGUUGAUAAGAUAACGGAAAUCAUUCAGGCAUUGGAUCGAUUGGAACCAAAAAACCCACAUCUUUAUGCUAGCUUCUCAAAGUGUUAUUCGCGAAUGUGUGGAAGAAAUCAAAAUAUUUUACAACAGUCGUUAACACUUAUUGACCGGGCAAGAUCAAUCUCACCGAAAAAUGCAGAUUUUGUUAACGAGACUGGUUAUCAACUUCUGCUUCAAAACAAAAUCAAAGAGAGUUUAAAAUGUUAUCGUCAAGCAAUGAAAAUUGAUGAAUCAAGUGUACAUGCUUUAACAGGAAUCAUACAAUGUCAGAUAUUGCAAGACCAACUUGAUGAAGCUGAACAGCAGUUGGAGUUUUUUAAUGAGAUUCAAUCUUCCAUUGGAAAAUCUGCAGAUAUUCCGUUUUUGAGUGCACUUCUUGGAGUAAAGAAGGGGAAACCUGCUGAUGAAGUGAUGCAGUUGUUACAAGAGACUGUUGAAAAUCAUUUUGGCACACUUUCUGGUUUACCUUUGGGAAGCAAGUAUUUUGAAAGGCUGAAUCCUGAUUUUCUGCUUCAAAUUGUUGAUAUGUUUUUGGUUUACGGUCCAUCUGAGCCAACAGGUGUUCUACUCUCCAACAAUGUAGCUCUGAAGAAGUGUGGACUAAUCCUUGAACCGAUAAUAAAAACUGUUCCAGGUUUAAUCCAAGCAAUUUUUAUGCUUGGAAAAGUGAAAUAUGUGAUGGGUGAUAUUGAAAGUGCUAAAGCUAUUGUACAAAAAUGCUUGGAAAGUGAUCCCACAUUUGUUAAUGCACAUAUUCUUAUGGCACAGAUUUAUCUCCACAAUAACAAUUAUGCUGCAUCUGAAGCUUCCCUUGAGAAUGGUCUUAGUUAUAAUUUUGAAGUCAAGGAAAGUCCCGUAUACCAUAUUAUCAAAGCAAAAUCUCAGAAGAAGCAAAAGAACUUUGAUGAGGCAUUAAAAACAUUAACUGUUGCAAUGAAUUUACCUGGAAUGAGAAGAGCUUCGUCUGCAAGUAACAAAAAGGCCAAAUUUAAUGUAACGUUAGCAAACAGAGUUGCCGUGUACCUUGAACUAGCUGAUGUGCAGAGACAACUAAAUAUGGAGCAUGAAGCAACAAAAACCAUGCAAGAUGCAAUUAACGAGUUUGCUGGCACUCCUGAAGAAAUUAAGGUCACAAUAGCAAAUGCUGACUUUUCGCUACUACGUGGAGACGUUGAAAAUGCUCUUACACUUCUGCGACAAAUCACACCUGACCAAAGCUACUAUAUCCAAGCACGAGAAAAGAUGGCUGAGAUUUACUUAAAAUAUAGAAAAGACAAGCGCUUGUAUACAAGUGUAUAUAGAGAGCUUGUGGAGAAAAAACCUACACCUCAAUCCUAUCUUCUGCUUGGUGAUGCAUAUAUGAGCAUACAAGAGCCUGAAAAAGCGAUUGAUGUUUAUGAAUCAGCAUUAAAGAAAAACCCAAAAGAUGCAAGCCUGGCAAGCAAGAUUGGACAAGCUUUGAUCAAAACACAUCAAUAUGCAAAAGCUAUCAGUUAUUACGAAGCUGCUGUCCGAACUGGAAACCAAAGCUUCUUGAGAUUCGAUCUGGCAGAGCUUCAUAUGAAACUUAAAAAUUUCGAAAAAGCAGAAAGAAUUUUAAGGCAAACAUUAAAAGACGAUUCAUCUAAUGAUUUGUCACAACUUAUGGACGAAGCUAAGUGCACUUUCUUGCUUGCAAAGAUUUAUUUAAAAACAAAAGAUCCAGAAGAAACGAUACAAGCUUUCUUAAAAGCUAGAGAUGUUCAAGGAAGAGUGAUCAAGCGCGUCGGGAUGGAACAGCCAGAUGAAUUGACAGCUCAGAAAGCUUUAGCAGCGAAGAUUAGCAGCCAUAUUGGUGAAUAUUACACCUCAAACAAGGAAUAUGAACGUGCUAUUAAAUCUUAUAAAGAAGCAACUUUUUACAAUGACAGUGAUUCUUCAGCUAUGUUAUCUCUUUCGAAGUUGUAUUUGAUGAAUGGUGAUUUGGAUGCUUGCCAACAGCAACUAGGAAACAUUCUCAAGAACAACAAAGAUGACGAACAAGCAACUUUGAUGAUGGCAGAUUUGCUGUUUCGUAAAAACGAAUAUGAAGCUGCCACAUUUCAUUUUCAACAACUUCUUGAUCGAAAACCAGAUUAUUACGAUGCAUUGGCAAAAUUAGUUGAACUUCUCCGCAGAGCUGGAAAAUUAUCAGAAUGUGAAAAAUUUCUUGAACAGGCUGCAGUAUCCAAUCCACGAGUUCCUUUGGAGGCUGGUUAUAACUACUGCAAAGGUUUAUACGAGUGGUAUCAGAAUAAUGCAUCCUUAGCAUUGAAACAUUUUAACUUGGCAAGAAAAGAUAACUUUUGGGGUGAGAUGGCUUUGUACAACAUGGUGGAGAUAUGUUUAAAUCCUGACAGUGAAAUUGUUGGUGGUGAGACAUUUGAAUCUGUUGGUAACGAAGUCAAUGCAACAGAGAAGCACGACUCAGAACAAAUGGCUAUCAAGACAGCUGAAAAACUUUUAAAGGAUGUGAAACCGAAACAAAGUCGUUUCAAGCAUAAAAUAUUACAGAACACUCUUUUGAUGAGUACAAAGAAUUCCACUCUAGUUCAAAAAGCUUUGAGUAAUCUGAUGGAGAUAGCUCAAUCAGAGAAAGACUAUGUUCCAGCAUUAUUGGGUAUGGCUACUGCUUACAUGAUUUUGAAACAAACUCCAAAAGCGAGAAACCAAUUGAAACGCGUUGCAAAAAUGGACUGGUAUGCGGAGGAUGCAGAUGAUUUCGAGAAGUGUUGGUUGCUGCUUGCUGAUGUGUACAUCCAGAGCGGAAAAUACGACAUGGCGCAAGAGCUUUUAAAAAGAUGCUUAACAUUUAACAAGAGUUGUGCGAAAGCCUGGGAAUAUAUGGGUUUUAUCAUGGAGAAAGAACAAUCGUAUAAAGAUGCUGCGUUGAAUUACGAGAACGCUUGGAAGUUUACCAAUGAGUCCAAUCCAGCAAUUGGUUAUCGUUUAGCGUUUAAUUAUUUGAAGGCAAAGAGAGUGGUUGAUGCGAUUGACGUUUGUCACAAGGUACUGGGGAAACAUCCGAACUAUCCUAAAAUAAAGAAAGAUAUUUUGGAUAAAGCAAGAACACAGAUACGUGCCGGUUGAUGAAAAAUGUUUCAGCUGUUCAAUUUUUUUCUUCGUUUUAUGCCAUGGCAAAGUACUUUGUCUAUACAGUAAAAUCUCUCUAUCUCGACUACUCUCUAUCUCGAACUAAACUCUCGGUCACUUUGUGGUCAGCCUAAGGUAUUUUCUUUUCUUUAUCUCGAACUUUCUUUAUCUCGAACAAAUUUUUUGGUCCCUUGCAAGUUCGAGAUAGAGAUAUUCCACUGUAGUAUAUAUAUGGAUAAUAUAAUGUCGCACGGGUAGGACAAUGUCAGAAAAUAAUCAAUUUUGCCUACGUUUUUUUUGCUUCAGGUGUGUUUUUUUAACCCAGGGGAGGCAACUGUCUUCAAAAAUUUUGCUUGUGUUAUCCUGUGAAGAGUUUGAUGUUAAGGGUUUGUAAUCUAACACUAAAUCUUCGGCAAAACAACAUUUUCAAAACUUUUAUUUUAUUUGAUUUUUUAUAGUAAUAUGAAAGUGUA